This is a messenger RNA of Alternaria postmessia, 2238 nucleotides long. RefSeq lists its product as uncharacterized. NCBI's taxonomy places the organism in Eukaryota, Fungi, Ascomycota, Dothideomycetes, Pleosporales, Pleosporaceae. The record is from RefSeq and is a predicted model, not a curated record. The transcript is spliced from 3 exons. Bases 1 to 2238 code for a protein of 745 amino acids.
AUGAAUGCCAACAAAGUUUCGCGAUGGAGCCCUUUUCGUCGGCACGGAUUGAGUGGACAGACAGCGGAAGUGGAAGAGAGGGAUGAUGCGCCUGCGAAUGCGAGUACCACACCCGUGACCGGGGCGAAUACGAAAUCGAAACCGAAGACUUGGGAGACGACGGUAGAGAGAGUUGAGAGCUGGCCUGAGGAGGCUCGGCCACUGAAGAAACACACAUGGCUCUCGUAUCUAUAUGGCAUCGGAGAUCUCAUACUGGUACUGCUACCAGUAUACUUCAUUCUACUUGGGGUUGCAGUUAUCGUGCUCAAUGGAAAGCCUACUAAAGGAUCUGACUUCGGUAAGAAAGUUGAGUUUGCCAUGGAUCUGGGUCCGACCAUGUUUCCUAUCGCUUUUGCAGCCAUAUGUGGAAGAAGUAUGAAGAUGAUUGCUCGUUUCCGGGCAGAGAGAGGAGCCAAGAUUAGUACUCUGGAAUUACUCAUGGCUAGUCAGUCCGUCUGGGGAACUGUCGAGAGCCAACUCAACAUGCAGCGACUAACACUCGUCGGUAUCAAUCUGCUCUUUCUCUGGGCCUUAUCACCACUUGGUGGUCAAGCUUCACUGCGGCUUAUGACAAGACAGAAUCGAGACAGCUUUACCGGUGCGAAGCUACGCUAUAUGACUACCGGUACUGGUGGAAGCAUGUGGGGACUCGCUUCUACGUACGUUGGCAGUGGAAAGUUCGCUGAUGCAGGUGCUCUUUACACAGCUGCACUACUGGCGCCCUUGGAUACCAAAACUGGCCCCAGAGAUCCAUGGGGAAACGUCAAAAUCCCAAACCUAGAGUAUCUUAACAGCACUGCAACAGAUGCGGAAGGCUGGAUCACAGUUCCUGAUAUCAAAGAGCCAGAGAUGUACUCAGCGCUUGUUGGGCUCCCCGUGGUUGGACUUCCUCGCACGGGCAAAUCGAACUUCACGAUCGAAUCGACAUAUCUCACAGUAAAAUGCGGCAAUUUCAAACAAUCCCCAUAUCCUGGAAUCAACAAUACAAACAUGGGUAGGACAGAUUUCGCUAAAUUGGAUGAGCUCGUCCCAGGCCAAGUGUGGCUUAACAAAUCUCUAAACAACCCAUUCAAGCCAGUCGAAGGCCGCAUUACAUCCUUCUUCAUUGACACAAACCUUGCAUCACCCUGGGAUCAACAAGACCCAGAAUAUGAUAUGCUGCUAGGACGACUGGAUGCUUUCUUUGGAAAAUACAAUAAAACCCGUCUCAACAAUGAGCAAGCCGUGGAAGCACGACAGCUGACAUACACGUCUGUCUAUGCAACAACUCAGGAUGAUUCAGAAUUUGGAUUGAACAUCGCGCGUUGCACUCUGACUCAAAACCAUGUCGAAGCUAUGGUCGACUGCUCCAGCGACCAAUGUACAACCACAAAGGUCAGAAAAUCACUAUCAGACUUGCGUCCUUCAGCAUUCACAGCGUUCGAGCAUGGUUUGAUCAUGCAAGGUUUUGCACAACAAUUCCCACUUGCAGUCACCUUCAAUGCUGGGUCCAGUCCAACAGAGCGAUACCUGGCGAACAGUUCUGCUUUUCCAUUCAUACAACAAGCCGGCCAUAUAAUGCAAGAUGUCAGCUAUACCAACCUCUCUGUGAUCGAACCCGGUCUAUUCUCCCGAAGGUUGAGUUCGGCGAUUAACACCUACUAUCAACUCACAAUCCAACCGACCGGAUAUUUUGGUAGUUUGUCUCGAAAUCUAUCACUAUACGGACCAGAUACGCUACCUGUCACCGACAUCAACAAGUAUCUACCGAGCGACUCCCCAGCUACGAACACCUCCUUCUUCGAUUGGUAUUCGGCAUUCGAAGAAGGUGUCCAAAGUAGUGACUCUCCGUUCAUAGGAGCGACCACCAAUGCGAGGACGACGACGACAGAAGAAAUAUUUGUUGGCAACCCAGCAUGGAUUUCACUACUCAUGGUUUCUUCGGUGACAGUUUUCACCAUUGGGGCAACAGCGUUGUUACUUAAGCGCCGUACUCUUGGGCCCGAGCUUUUCGGUUUUGUCACAAGCAUGACCUACGAAAAUCCUUGGGUGAAGAUUCCAAGUGGUGGGACCGGGUUAGACGCUCCAGAGCGCUCAAGACUCCUUAAGGAUGUUCGGGUGCACAUUGCUGAUGUGCGCGGGAAUGAUGACGUCGGGCAUAUUGCAUUUGCUGCUGGCGUACCAUUGCGAAAGUUGGAGCGAGGACGCCUCUACUGCUGA